Messenger RNA from Patella vulgata (common limpet), 1678 nucleotides. RefSeq names its product coiled-coil domain-containing protein 113. The transcript has 8 exons. Gene Ontology annotation, biological process: cilium assembly. The record is from RefSeq and is a predicted model, not a curated record. Gene Ontology annotation, cellular component: ciliary basal body; axoneme. The coding region runs from base 52 to 1218 and encodes 388 amino acids. Lineage: Eukaryota; Metazoa; Mollusca; Gastropoda; Patellidae.
UGAUCUUUAUAAAAGAGCCCGGAUGGUGAUCAUAGCAACAGAACAAGCAAUAUGGCUGAGUCGGAGACGUUGAGCGUCGACACGAGUAAUGAUACUGGUGAAGAUCCUUUAUUAGAGCUUUCCGAUGAAAAAUUAUUUCAAUUAGUUAAUGAUACAAUAGAAGACAAUGAAAUUCUUACGGCCGAGACCCAUAUGUUUGAAAAAUAUCUCAAAAGAGUCGAACCUAAAGGAGAAAGUGCUAAUCUUUCGCAAUCCUUACAUCCUGCUGGGGGAUUGGCUCCUUCAACCUCUACUCAAGAAUUACGUGGUAUGGGCAGAAAAAGAUCAAAAUCUCGUAGCAGCAACAUUGACCGCUCACUGAAACUUACAGCUGAACAAAAAUGUGAUAUUUCACAGAGAGAGAUCGAGGAGUUAAGAGAAGAUAAGGAAAGAGUUCGUGAAGAUUCAGAAAGGGUUUUAGAUAAUUUUAAGGCUAUAAUGGAAGAAGCUGAUUUAAGGUUAGCUGAAAUGAAGAAAGAAUAUUAUGAGUUUGAGCGAGAUAUAGUGAAAGGAGCCGUAAAUACUAGAACUAAUAGAGUAGUUUCAGAAAAGGUUAUUCGUUAUUUUGAAGAUAAACUAAGAUCAAGGGAUACACUUAUUGAAAAAUUAAGAUUAAAGAAUUCUACAUUAAAAGUACAGAAAAAGAAGUUACAUCUGCAACUCAAACAGAAAGAAGAAAUGGGAGAAGUACUGCAUGAAGUAGAUUUUAAUCAGCUAAAGAUUGAAAACCAGCAAUAUCUAGAGAAAAUAGAUGAAAGAAACCAGGAUUUACUGAGAUUAAAAAUGAUGGCCGGUAACACAACUCAAGUCCGUAAUGCAUAUCAGAAAAAAUUACACACUUUAGAAAAAGAAUCCGAAAGAUUAAAGUCUGAGAUCAGUUCAAGAAUUGAUUUGUUAUCAAGAAUUGAUAUAGAAACUACAGUUGUUGAACAGGAAAGAGUGAAAGCUGAGAAGAUCAACAAGAAUUUACGUCAACAAUUAACUGAUUACAAGGUACCAGCAGUUAUGGAAUAUGUUACAGAAAAGGCUGAUCUGUAUGAUCUUCAGAAAAAGGUCAAAAGUUGGGAGCGAAAAGUCGAAAUUGCAGAUAUGGCGUUGAAAACGCAUCGUAAAACGUGGAAACAGUUGGAGAUUGGAAGUCAGAUGGCUAAUCAGUGGCGUAUGGUGGAACCAUUGUAAUUAAAGUGACAACUUCUACAACUUGUCUGUAGUUGCUUCUUGUUAUUAUGGAUUUAUUGAUGUGAUAAAGCAAGAUUUAAAUACAGAUCCUCUGCAUUGUUAUUUUUGACAACCACUUUAAAACUUAUUCUAAAUACAGAUAUAUGUUGUGGUGUAUCACUAGGUCUGUAAAGUAUAAGGCUGUGAGGGCUGUUUUAAAAUAUUUUUGUAUAUAUAUACACCGUAUGUAUAAAGCUGUACACAUCAACAAUAACACUGCAUGUAUAAUUUACAUUUGUAGAUAUGAGUUUUUACUAACCUUCUAUUGUGUUAUUUGGGUGAUUCUCUCAAAAUUUUCACUUUGUUUUAUAUGAAUCUGUUUUAUAUGAAUCUGUGAUAUUACAAGAACUGUAGAAAUGCUUUUAAAGAGAUAUACACAUGUGGUUCAAUCAGAUUACAAUGUUAGGCUGUAAUCUGAAAG